Messenger RNA from Setaria italica (foxtail millet), 2174 nucleotides. RefSeq names its product O-acyltransferase WSD1. Gene Ontology annotation, molecular function: long-chain-alcohol O-fatty-acyltransferase activity; diacylglycerol O-acyltransferase activity. Bases 184 to 1860 code for a protein of 558 amino acids. NCBI's taxonomy places the organism in Eukaryota, Viridiplantae, Streptophyta, Magnoliopsida, Poales, Poaceae. The record is from RefSeq and is a predicted model, not a curated record. Gene Ontology annotation, biological process: triglyceride biosynthetic process. The transcript is spliced from 7 exons. Gene Ontology annotation, cellular component: plasma membrane.
CGACCGCGUGGGCGAGGCCGCUGCGACUGCGCAAGUGGUCAACUCGCAAUCGCAGACGCCAGAUCCCAGACGAGCCAGCCCGCUUCCCGGCGCCGUCCGGAAGCGCACAAACGCUGCCGUCGCUGUCGCCACCGCGCCCGGGCUCCCCCGCGUCCACAAAAAGCCGCCACGGCCCGUACGCCGAUGGAUCCUGGCCCGGCGGCCGGUGAUCCCGCCUGCAGCCCGCGCGCCCCGUCCACCACGCUCCGGAGGCGGCCGGUGCCGAUCUCUACAGACACGUCGCGACGAGGCGACGACGGCGCCCCGCGAGAGCUAGAGCGGGGGGCGGGCGAGGCGCGGCAGGAGGGGGGCUCGAUGGCGUCCGCGCCGGGGGUGGAGGAGCAGGCAGCGGUGGCGGCGGCGGCAAGGGGGAGGGACGACCUGGAGGCGGGCGAGCCGAUGAGCCCCGCGGGGCGGCUGUUCCGGGAGACGCACUUGAACUGCCACAUCGUGGCCCUGAUCGGGCUGGGCGCGGCGGUGGACGUCGCGGCGGCGCGCGCCGGGCUGGAGGCCACCCUCGUCCGCCACCCGCGCUUCUCCAGCGUCCAGGUGAAGGACGAUGUGAAAAACAAGAACGCCAAGCCGCGGUGGGUGCGGACCACGGUGAACCUGGACGACCACAUCAUCUUCCCCCACCUGGACCCCGCCGCCACGUCGGCCAACCCCGACCAGGCCGUGGAGGACUACCUGUCCUCGCUGUCCACGGCGCCCAUGGACCACUCCCGCCCGCUCUGGGAGCUCCACGUCCUCGACUUCCCGACCUCCGAGGCGGCCUCCGCCGUCGCCGUCCGCAUGCACCACUCCCUCGGCGACGGCAUCUCGCUGCUCUCGCUCCUCAUCGCCUGCACCCGCAGCGCCGCCGACCCGGCGCGGCUGCCGGAGCUGCCGCCCGCGCCGCGCCGCGCGGGGCCCGUGCACGCGCGGCCGCGCCCGCCGCUCUCGGCGGGGCUCGCGGCGCUCGCGCUGUGGGUGUGGUCGUACGCCGUGCUCGCAUGGCACACGCUGGUGGACGUCGCGUGCUUCGUGGCCACGUCGUGGUUCCUGCGCGACCCGCGCACGCCGUUCGCCGCCGCGUCCGAGGGCGUCGAGUUCCGCCGCAAGCGCUUCGUGCACCGCACGCUUAGCCUCGACGACGUCAAGUUCGUCAAGACUGCCAUGAAGUGUACUGUCAACGAUGUGCUGAUUGGAGUGACCAGCGCAGGAUUGUCGCGCUAUUAUUUCCGCAAGACAAGUGAUACCAACGAGAGGAAGAAAUCACAGAAGAACAUUUGUGUGCGAUCAGCUCUCCUCGUGAACAUUAGGAAAACACCUGGCUUACAUGCAUUGGCAGAAAUGAUGGAUUCUAGCAAGAACAAUGGUGCAAAAUGGGGGAAUCUGAUUGGUUACGUUAUACUACCUUUCCAUAUAGCCAUGCACGAUGAUCCUCUUGAAUACAUCCGCCAAGGGAAAAGGACAGCUGAAAGGAAGAAGACGUCAUUAGAAGCAGUCUUCACAUACUGGAGCGGGAACCUAAUAGUCAAACUUUUCGGCAUGAAGGCAGCAGCAGCUCUAUGCUAUGGUAUGUUCACAAAUACCACCAUGUCAUUCUCAAGCAUGGUCGGACCUGCAGAGAAGGUGGAAUUCUAUGGCCAUCCAAUCCAAUACAUUGCCCCCUCUGUCUACGGGCAUCCACAUGCUCUGACAGUACAUUACCAAAGCUAUAUGAACUCCAUCAAGCUUGUCCUUGCGGUGGAUGAUGCUCAGUUUCCAGACUCUCAUCAGCUUUUGGAUGACUUCGCUGAGUCCCUCAGGCUUAUCCGUCAGGCAGCUUCAACAAAAUGACAGAAGGAAACAAGACCAAUAUUCUUUUUUGAUAGAUUGUAGAUUAUUGGUGCAUGCAAACAAAUGUUUGACAGCAACUGCUCAGGAACUUGAUAGUCUCUUUCUUAAUAAAAUGACACGUAGCUCUCAUGUUCGAGAAAAAAAAGGAACUAGAUAGCCUGAAGUGGUUACCUGGUGGGGGAGUGGGGACAGAGAUGCCGCAGACAAAUUCCAAAGUGUAAACACUAGUAUGUAUUUUGGUGGAAUAACCAAAUAAAUAUUUGUACGAAGGAAUCCAACAUCAACAAAUGCAGUUGCACCAUAUGAUAUGACCA